Mixia osmundae IAM 14324 is the source of this 2031-nucleotide messenger RNA. RefSeq lists its product as uncharacterized. Gene Ontology annotation, cellular component: small-subunit processome; nucleolus. Gene Ontology annotation, biological process: maturation of SSU-rRNA from tricistronic rRNA transcript (SSU-rRNA, 5.8S rRNA, LSU-rRNA). The coding region runs from base 35 to 1978 and encodes 647 amino acids. The record is from RefSeq and is a predicted model, not a curated record. Gene Ontology annotation, molecular function: rRNA binding; U3 snoRNA binding. NCBI's taxonomy places the organism in Eukaryota, Fungi, Basidiomycota, Mixiomycetes, Mixiales, Mixiaceae. The transcript is spliced from 4 exons.
GCCGAAUUUUGUCCACAGCAGGCGUGCCUGCACAAUGGUUGCGCCUAUGACGUCGGAUCAGCGGCAGCGCCAAGUCGAGUCCCACAAGAUCAAGCUGUUGACUGUUCUGAAUGCCCAGGCGGCGAGGCCAGCUCGACUGAAGCGACACGUCGACCCAGAGAGGGAUUGGUAUGCCAUUGCGAAAAGAGUCAAGUUGCAGCAGGCAGCUCGCCACGAAGAGUCUGGAUCCAGCGGAAAGGCUACUGCAGUGCUGGAGCUACCCCUAGACAAGGAAGAUAAAGUGGCAGAGAGCGAGCAGGAUGCGUUCAGCAGUCAUUUUGCGCCUGAAUCUGCACUCCUCUCCGCGCUGGAGCACAACGACGAAGCUUGGCGUUCUAGCUCUGCUGAUCACGCGGUCGUGGGACGUCUGACAACGUGUCUCCCGUCUGGCAGCAAGGGUCUGCCGAGCGACAAGUCGACCAUCAACCCGACUCUGCUCGACAAACUCAAGACGUAUGGCCAAGCGCGAUACGGCUCGCAAACUCCCGCGACUGCAAAGUGGUUGUCGGAGACGCUGGCAAGCUAUCUCGAUGUCUCCUACACGACUGUAGAUCUGGAUGAGCGAGACGCGUUGCGGGCUGCUGCUGCGAUGCACGCAAUGAAUCAUAUCUACAAAACCCGGUCAAAGGUCCUGAAGAACAACGAAUAUCUGGCCAAGAAGGAAGAGACGCUGAAAGGCAAGGAGAGAGAGACGCGCGAUCAGGGAUUCACCAGACCCAAAGUGCUCGUGCUCCUGCCGCUGCGCAACGCUGCUCUCGCCUGGGUCAAGCUUCUCACCCAGCUCUCAUUGGCAGCUCAGGUCGACAAUGCUGCGCGACUCGACAAAGACUUUGGUCUGCCAGAGGACGCGAUAGAUAGACUUGCCGAAGAGGGUACGGCGAGAUACCCGGCCGACCAUGUCGAGACGUUCAAGGGGAACAUUGAUGACGAGUUCCGCAUGGGCAUCAAGGUCACCCGCAAAGCUAUCCGCUACUUCUCAGAGUUUUACUCGUCCGAUAUCAUCGUGGCAAGUCCACUCGGUCUGCGCACAGCGAUCGAAAAGGAGGACGAUGCCGACUUCUUGUCUUCCAUUGAGAUCGUGCUGGCGGAUCAGCUCGAUGUCAUGUCGAUGCAAAAUUGGGAGCACGUGCAGUUCGUCUUCAAGCAUCUCAAUCAGAUUCCAAAGGAGUCCCAUGGAUGCGAUUUCGCCCGCGUCAAGCCGUGGUAUCUUGACGGCAAAGCCGCACAGCUGCGACAGACAGUUCUGCUCUCUUCGCUCGAUUUGCCAGAGCAUAGAUCGCUCUUCGGUACUGCGCUCACCAAUCGAGCUGGCAAGCUACGUACUGAGCGCGCACACGAAGGCACGAUCAAGCUGGUAACAUCGGGCAUCAAGCAAGUCUUUGAUCGCUUCGAGGUUUCCGACAUGCUCAAGGAGGACGACGAGCGUUUCCAAGUCUUUACUCAGCGUACUUUGCCUAUGCUCACGAGAUCGGCCGUCGCCUCCUCCAACACGCUCAUCUUUGUGCCGUCUUACUUUGACUUUAUUCGCGUGAAACAGCACCUUCGAAAGUCGCUCAAGGAGGAACUCUCUUUCGCCGCAAUUUCAGAGUAUUCGACGAAUAGCGAAGUUGCCCGGGCAAGAACGCUCUUCUUCCAAGGCAAAGUCAACUUUCUGCUACUUACUGAACGCUUCCAUUUCUUCAAGAGGUACCGCAUUCGAGGAGCAAAGACAAUCUGCUUCUAUGCUCUGCCAGAUCAUCCGCAGUUCUAUUCGGAGUAUCUGAGCUAUCCCUUUCACCAGCGAGAGGAUCAGCAGAAUAGCUCACUCGACCCCUCCGAAGUGACGGCCUUCGUCUCGUUCAGCAGGUUCGACUAUUUGCGUCUCGAGCGCAUCGUCGGUACAGAAGACGCGCGGCGAAUGGUCAUGGCAGACGAUACCGAGCGCUUUACCUUUAUGUGAUCUCAUGACCUUUGAUGUUGUACGCAACUAGUGACACGUAGCGAUUUGCCCGA